Messenger RNA from Salvia splendens (bonfire salvia), 768 nucleotides. RefSeq names its product proline, histidine and glycine-rich protein 1. The transcript is spliced from 4 exons. Bases 145 to 474 code for a protein of 109 amino acids. Lineage: Eukaryota; Viridiplantae; Streptophyta; Magnoliopsida; Lamiales; Lamiaceae. The record is from RefSeq and is a predicted model, not a curated record.
AGUAAGUACUCCACCAUCACCAUGUCUAUAAUGAUAGUGAGAAUAUUCAACUGCAAUCUGCAGAGAUAAAACCUGAAAAUUGAAAUCUUAAUCUCAUUUGAUCAUCAAUUUCUCUCUCAAAUCGCAGUGAUCGGAAAUUCCAAAAUGACUUAUCACAGCGUGCCGCAGGGACCACACCAUCCGCCACCAGGGCACGCCCCCCCACACCAUCCGCCUCCACAUCAUCACGACGCACCGCACCAUCCUCCACCAGGGCACGGCCCCCCACACCAUCCGUCUCCGCCGCCCCCUGGGCCAGGACCUUACCAAGGAUACUUCAAUCCUGGCCACGCUCCCCAUCCGCCUCCGCCUUCUCACCACCAUCACGAUGAUCAUCAUCACUCUGAUUCUGGCUGCUGUUCCUUCCUUCAGGGCUGCUUAUCUGCGCUUUGUUGCUGCUGCAUAUGGAGACAGUGUUGCCGCUGCUGUUUCUGAGUGUACAAGCGUGCCUAUUUGAUCUUUGGUUAGCACCUUAUAUCAGUAUGAGUUUGCUGGUGCAGAUCCGGUGAAACUCAGACCUAUUGUAGACUACAAUGAUAUAAUUGUAUGAAUAAGCUCUUUACUACCCUUGUAGUAUUGUCACGAGUAAAGAUGGACAAUGUUGAUGAAGCCUAAGCUUACUAGACUAUAUUGUUGUACUUGUAUUAGUAUCUCCUAGUGAACAAAUUAUUCCACUCUUUAUUGUAUCCGAAUGUCAAUAUAGGCGACUCUGCAGUUUUACCGAUGUUA